Messenger RNA from Scomber scombrus (Atlantic mackerel), 3114 nucleotides. RefSeq names its product E3 ubiquitin-protein ligase TRIM69-like. The transcript is spliced from 2 exons. Gene Ontology annotation, molecular function: zinc ion binding; protein binding. The record is from RefSeq and is a predicted model, not a curated record. Lineage: Eukaryota; Metazoa; Chordata; Actinopteri; Scombriformes; Scombridae. The coding region runs from base 140 to 1987 and encodes 615 amino acids.
AGAUACAACGUUGCAUCAUUUACAGAGAAAUGAAACUUAACAUGGUUGCAUAAAUCUGAGCAACUGGUAAACACAGUGCAGUUUCUACACUUGGAUACAAAGAGAGGCAUCAGAGCAGAGCAUCUACAUCGAAGAAGACAUGGCCACUGCCAGCAGCUUUCUGUCUGAAGAUCAGUUCCUGUGCUCCAUCUGUCUGGAUGUUUUCACCGAGCCCGUUUCUGUUCCAUGUGGACACAACUUCUGCAAGGCCUGUAUCAGCAGACACUGGAAGGACAAAGUGCAUUGUCAGUGUCCACUGUGUAAAGAGACAUUCAGCAAGGGGCUCAAACUUUGCGUUAACACAGGAUUCAGGGAGGUUGUGGAGAAUUUCAAGCAACAUCGUAUCAUAGCUAAAAAUAAUUCCCCAGUCAAACCAGGAGAGGUGCCAUGUGAUCGCUGCUCUGGCACCAAGUUCAAAGCCUGUAAAACAUGUUUGGUCUGUUUGACCUCUUAUUGCGAGACACAUCUAGAGCCUCAUGAGAGAGAUGCUGCCUUAAUGAAGCACAAAUUGACUGAUCCCUUAAAGAACCUGAAGGACAAAAUAUGCAAGAAACAUAACAGGAUUUUAGAGCUCUACUGCAGGGAUGACCUGAUGCCUGUUUGUGUCCUGUGUUCAGAACAUAGGGCACAUAAUACAGUCCUUUUAGAGGAAGAGUAUGAAGAGAAGAAGGCUCACAUGGAGAGGAAAAAGAUGGAAGUGGAGGAGAUGAUACAAGAACGACAAAAAAAGGUUCAGGAGAUAGAGCAUGCAGCACAAACCAAGAGGAGGGACAACGAUGAAGCAGUGAUAAAUAGUGCUCAGACUCUCAAUACAUUAGUAGCUUCCAUUAACAGACAGCUGUCUAAGCUGGUUCAUGUGAUUGGAGAGAAGCAAAGAGCAACACAAAGACAGGCUGACAUGCUGGUUAAAGAGCUGGAGAAGGAAAUCACUGAACUCAAGAUGAAAAGCACUAGGCUGGAGGGCAUCUCACAUAUUGAAGAUCAGAUCCAGUUCAUCAAGCGCUUCCAGUCCUUCACCUCCUCCUCUUCACACACCAAGAACUGGUCUGACAUCAGUAUCCACAGCCAGCCCUAUGUGGAACCAGUGAGAAGAGCUCUGGUUCAGCUGGAGGAGACACUCAACAAAGAGAUGAAGCAAGCUGGUCAAGAUUUCAGGGUGUGCUGUGAUACAAUUCUUGCUGAAGAAACUGAAACAGUAAAUAAACCUGCAGAGACAGUCACAGAUCUAGAGUCCCUGCCCGAAGGCAUCAAGUUGGACACAAUCCGGCGGCAGUAUACAGUGGACAUGACAUUUGACCCAGACACUGCAAACGAUCUGAUCAUGUUUUCUGAGGAUUUUAAACAAGUGCAAACUCCUCACAUUUGGUGGUGUGACAAUAUCCCACAUAAAUUCAAUGCAUACUCCUACGUCCUGGGGAAAAAGGGCUUUUCUGAAGGGAGAUUCUACUAUGAAGUUCAGGUAGAAAUGAAGACUGGCUGGGAUUUAGGAGUAGUCAGAGAGUCAAUGCGUGGGAAGAAGAUAUUUACACCUAACACCAGGAAUGGAAUCUGGAUCAUAAGGUUGAGGAAUAACACCAACUGCAGGGCUCUACAUAACACACCUGUCAAGAUUUCUUUGAGACAGAAACCUGGCAGAGUCGGGGUGUUUGUAGAUUACAGGAAGGGAUUGGUUUCCUUCUAUGAUGCAGACACUGCGACUCUGAUCUACUCAUUUACUGACUGCAAAUUCAAUGAGAAAAUCUUCCCGUUCUUUAGCCCUGGUCCCCCUGAGGAUGGUAUAAAUGGUCCCCCUCUUGUCCUCUCACCUACUAAAAACUGGGAACAGAAGCUACGAGAGACAACUCAAAAGACAAAGGACAUUUGGGCAAAAUCUCCAAAUGUCUUAUUGGACAUUAUUAUUGGCAUUAUCAUUGUCAUCUCCAUUGUCAUCACAUACAUACAGAGUUGAAUAGAGUCUGAUGAAAUCGGAAAUCUGAAUCUAGUCAAAUCUGAUCAUGAUAAGUACAUUUCAUGGAUACUUUGACGUCCCUCUGCCCAUGUAGUGAGGUGACUAAAUCUCUCUGUAAUAUUUGAUAUAAUAUUUGAUAAUUUCAUUCUUUCUUCUGUUUCCUAUGACAUGCUGGAGCAAGGAGAGUUGAAGGUCAGGUCACGUCUCCAUCUGCAUAAAAAUUACGGACUGUAAAGAAUAAUAAGCAACAAUUUUGGGUUGCAUCUCUAACCCAUUGUGCUGGGUAACUUGUUUUAACCCAACGUUAGGUCAAACUCACCCAACCUAUAACUCAUCAGCCUGAACCCAGCAGUUGUGUUAUAAAAAUAACCCAGCAGUUUUAAGAGUUUAGACCAUGUAAUACUACAAUGUCAUUCGUUAUGCUGACAGCAGCAUUUCUAUCCCAUGUUUUCACUAGUUUAUAACGUUUAAUCAUGCAAUUCAUAUUUCAUUUUUGUAUUAAUAGUGUAAAUUAUCAUUUUAAACUAUUUAUGGCGUUUUAAUGUAUUUCCAGUGCACAUUAUCUAACCCUACUGUAGACAUUUAUUUUUUAUUUUUUUUAUCUUAUCCUGUUUUUAUACAGCUUUUAACUGAAAAAAAUCCCCCCAAAAAGAGAAAUACUGGUGCUGCUGCUGAUAAUUGCUCAUAGGGUCAUUAUUGUUGUUGCUAAAGGAAUGACAUUUAAUCAAUAUUUUGGCCGUCUUAAUAUAAUAUUCAGAUUAAUGAAAUAUUAUCAUACACCACCAAUACACACCAAUAUUUUAUAUUAAAAUACAAUAACUUGUUUUGUUGACUUACAGAGACACAAACUAAUUUCAAAGGAUGAAGGAAAAGAUAUUUUUAAACAUUUUUGCAUUUUUUAAGUGCAAGGCAUUGAAUGUUGGUAAAAAAUCUUCAACAAAUUUAGAGUUGUACCAAUGAUGCAUCAAAUACAUUGUUUUCUAAAUAAAAUGCCAUUGUCAACUGUCUUUUUUUCUGGGUAGUUAUAUUUCUGACAGUCCAAACAUAAAUAUAGAAACCAUGUGUUUAUGAGAAAUGGACAUAAAAUGGUUUUUUUUAGACAAAACUUAAUGUUUUACUGAAUUAUC